AUGGAGGGGCCGUCGAGGCCCUCUGAGUCGCGGGCCCGGCCGAGAGAGCGCGACCCGGGGCGGCCUCCCAGGGCCGACCGAGAGCGCCGGCCCGAGCGGCCGCGGGACGGAGCCGGGACGCGGCGCGGGGACAGGAGCCGGGACGGGCGUGGGAACGGACGUGGGGACAGGAGCGGAGACAGGAGAGGGGACGGCCGUGGGGACCGCAACGGGGACAGGAGAGGGGACGGCCGUGGGGACCGCAACGGGGACAGGAGGGGGGACAGCCGUGGGGACCGCAACGGGGACAGGAGUGUGGACGGGCGCAGGGACCGCAACGGGGACAGGAGUGUGGACGGGCGCAGGGACGGGCGCGGGGACCGCAACGGGGAAAAGCGCGGAGACAGGCGCGACUGGGACCGGGCGAAGGGCCGAGAUCCCCUCUACGACGGGGCUGCGCCCGGGGAGCCUGGCGAGGGGGAGCAGCGAGCUGGAGGGAGACCCCGUCCCGGCCGGACGCGGGACGCACCUCCGAGGCCGCCCUGGGACGCCGCCCCGCCCCCCGGAGCCGCGCCUUGGGGACCCCCGGAGUCGCCGCCCGCCUGGAAGCAGAGUUACGGGUACCGCGGGCCAGAAAGUGAGUUCGCUGCAGAGAGCUACCUGCCCCCAUACCCCGGGCCUGGACGAGAGGACGUGGACUAUUACCAGUCGGAGGCCCGGGGCCUCCUGGAUUGCCACAAAUGCCGCUACCUGUGCACGGGGAGAGCCUGCUGCCAGAUGCUGGAGGCGCUCCUCAACCUGCUGAUCCUGGCCUGCAGCUCCAUGUCCUACAGCUCCACGGGGGGCUACACGGGCAUCACCAGCCUGGGGGGCAUCUUCUACUACCAGUACGGAGGCGCCUACAGUGGGUUCGAGGGGGCUGACGGGGAGAAGGCGCAGCAGCUGGACGUGCAGUUCUACCAGCUGAAGCUGCCCACGGUCAUUGCGGCCAUGGGCUUCAGCGGGGCCCUCAUGGCCUGGGGCUGCCUCCUCCUCCUCCUGGGCGUCCUCCGGGUGCCGUGGCACUGCCCCCUGUGGCUGGUGGCGGAGGGCUUGCUGGACGCGCUGGUGGCCGGGGCCUACGUGCCCGCCAUGUACUGUUUCUUCCAGCGCCUCUCGGCCGCCUACGCCUCGCCCGUGUGCCAGGAGAGGGAGGCCCUGUACCAGAGCAAAGGCUACAGCGGCUUCACCUGCACCUUCCACGCCGGAGACAUCGGGGCGGGCGUCUUCGCUGCCCUGGCCAUGGGGUUCUUUAUUCUGGGGGCAGUGCUGGCCUUCAAGGGCUACCGAAAGGUCAGGUCACUGAAGGAGAAGCCAGCACAUGUGUUGAUGUUUUAG
Sorex araneus (European shrew) is the source of this 1356-nucleotide messenger RNA. It is a transcript of the gene MARVELD3, whose product is annotated as MARVEL domain containing 3. The transcript is spliced from 3 exons. Lineage: Eukaryota; Metazoa; Chordata; Mammalia; Eulipotyphla; Soricidae. Gene Ontology annotation, cellular component: membrane. The coding region runs from base 1 to 1356 and encodes 451 amino acids. The record is from RefSeq and is a predicted model, not a curated record.